CCGGUCAUGACUGACUUCAAACUGGGGAUCGUGCAGCUCAGCCGGGUGGCCGGCAAGACAAAGUAUACGCUGAUAGAUGAACAAGACAUCCCAUUAGUGGAGAGUUACUCUUUUGAGGCUCGGAUAAAGGUAGAUGCUGAUGGAAAUGGUGCUAAAAUAUUUGCUUAUGCUUUUGACAAAAACAAAGGAACGGGAUCUGGGCGUCUGCUGCACGAGCUACUAUGGGAGAGGCGCCGGGGAGAGAUUGCCCCAGGAUUUCAAGUGGUGCAUCUGAAUGCAGUGAUGGUGGACAACCGACUGGACAAUCUGCGUUUAGUCCCAUGGGGAUGGAGACCCAAAGCUGAAGACGCUUCUAGUAAACAAAGUCUGUACUGGCUGGCAAUCCAGCAGCUUCCCACAGAUCCAAUAGAAGAGCAGUUUCCUGCGCUGAAUGUAACGUGGUAUUACAACGCUAAUGGGGAUGUUGUGGAGGAAGAGGAAAAUUCAUGCACAUACUAUGAAUGUCACUACCCCCCAGGCACAAUGACUGAAAAACAGUUAUGUGAAUUCAAUAUACGUGGCCGAUGCCAGGUAGCAAGGUACUGUGGGUUUCAGUGCCAGCAGAAGGACUGGCCUGCUCACAAGAAGCACUGUCGGGAGAAGAAACAAACCUUCCAGCAAGAGCUCGGACCAGAACGAUGACCAGGUGGCACAGGCCUCUCAGCAGCAGGAUUCCUUCUCAAAGGCAUUGGACUCUUGCUUUUGCACAGUAAUGACAGACUGCUUAUUGAAGCCAGAGGCACUGAAGAAGACAAACCCUGUGAUGCUUGAGUAGAACAGCUGACUGGACUAAGCCAGCUCUGACUGGUGCUGUGGAAAGGGAUUGGG
Molecule: messenger RNA, 867 nt
Organism: Gopherus flavomarginatus (Mexican gopher tortoise)
Lineage: Eukaryota; Metazoa; Chordata; Testudines; Testudinidae
Product: zinc finger MYND domain-containing protein 19-like
Exons: 1
Coding region: 7-681 (224 amino acids)
Source: RefSeq, a predicted model, not a curated record